AUGAGAAAUUCAACAUUAAAUAAACUAUCAGAGUAGCGAUAAUAAGGGAAGAAUUCUUCAAACCUUUCUGAUUUGACAGUUUAAGAAUCAAGCAAUUAUCGUUUAAGAUUUACUCCAUUAAGCUCACCAUCAGCUAGACAUAAAGGAACAAUUUUGAUGAAAAGUCAUGAAACAAUAAUACUGAAUAUGUUGUCAUCCACUCAUAGAUAAAUAGAUUAACCAUUUAAGGCUUGUCAAGAAUGCAAUUAGGAUUUUGGUAUGGUUCACCAAUAUUGUCAGUGUAAAGGAAUCACAUAUCACGAAAAGUGCAUAUAGGAUACAGCUAGAAGGAAUGCCAAGAAAUAGAAGGAAUAAGCAUUUAUUUGCAAAAAUGAAUGUUCCUAUCCAUUCUAAAUUAAUGGAUACUAUAUGUAUGAAAUGGUGUAGAAUUAGGAGAGACAUUAAUACUCUUGGAAAGUGGCUCAUUCUUACAAUAGUGAUUGUCUUUCUUGUGUUACUUAUUUUGGCAAUAAGUAUUUUCGUUUUUCUAGAGGCAUUCAAUAGUAUUGAUAUCAUCUUAAUUGUAAUUGCAAUGAUUGCACUUUUAAUUCUGAUUACUGUUUUGCUGAAUAAACUCAAGCUCAAUUAUUAUAUAUUAUACUGGCAUCUUAAACCUUCUUUAAUAGAUUAAAGACAAGUGACAAAUCAUAAAAUAAUUGAAUUAUAAGAUCUCUUGCCUUUUGUUUUAUCUGAUAGAGACUCAAUUAUAUAUUCACCAUAACCAAAAGAAGAAGAUUAAAUUAUUGAAUAAUGA
This is a messenger RNA of Paramecium pentaurelia, 793 nucleotides long. NCBI's taxonomy places the organism in Eukaryota, Ciliophora, Oligohymenophorea, Peniculida, Parameciidae. The record is from the annotation of a GenBank genome assembly.